CACAGUACACACGCCUCUGAAGGAAAGAGGAAAACACCACCUCUUCUCCUCUGCCUUUUUCGUCGUUCUUUUUCUACAGCCAAGAUCUACACAGCCGUUCGAUUCGGGCCCUGCGGAAGAAGUUCCGUCAAUUUGCCGUUCAUUCGACAAGCUAGCGGAAUGCAGCUCCUGCAGGAGAAGUAACGAGCAAAGAUUCGCUGCAGCUUCCGGAGAGAAGCAGCUGGAUAUUCAACUCUGGCCGACGCUUUAGGAAAAUCUUCUGCUGCUGCCGGAGAAGGUGUCGAGCCUUUCUUUUCCGGUGUUCAUUCACAUUCCAAUACUCGUUUAUUGGUUUGGCAACUUCCGAUUGAUUAUGGCUAACCUUUGAUCCAUUCAUUCUCCAAUGCCAUUCGCUGCAUUCAAUAAUCUUUACUGUUGAGAGUUGAUUAAGUAGCUAUUAGGGAUGUGAGCAUAUCGAAAAGGGUAAACACCAGGAGAGGGAGAAGAUACUGCAACAUAUAUAGGGUGUACUGAUUUCAAGCAUUUUUGAGGCAUCAGAAUCAGAGAUGGCAAAACUAAAUUGUUUCCCUCGAUUGGCCACGAAGAAGAGAGAUAAGUUGCAGAGGGAUGAUGUGUCUACAAAAGCAGAUUACAUAAAAGCGCUUAGAACUCUCCAGAUACAACAAGUGAAGCCUGUUGGGUUGGAUGAGGCGAACUCAACCUUGUCUAAAGCCUCUGUACCUUCUGAACCUGAGAAAGAUUCUCUUCGUGAUGCCAAGGUAUUGAACCAAGAGAGUCCUGUUGAGGAUGAUGCAACAGAGGUAUCCUAUGAAGGGGAAGACGAACAAGAAGAGAAUGCCUCAAUUAGGAGAGAAAUCUCUGACUUUGAUCUCCAUGCCCAUGCCAAUUCAUACGUAGAGUUUGAUUUUAGAGUCACAGAGUUGGGUUCUUCUGAUUCAUUUGAUGCCAAAUUGAAGGAAGAGGUGAUUGCCGCUGAGAAGGAUGUUCAAAAGGGUGGUGACACAAUGAAAAGUGGACAUGUUAGUGAUCCAGGUAUUGGGACAGCUGAGUUCUGGGCUUCACCACGGCUGAAGCGCUCUUGCUCUAAUCUGGAAACAAGGGAUGUGCUAAGAAAGAUAGCUGAUCAGUUGCCUCCUUCAAAAUCUCAGUCUUUUGAAGAAUUGCAAGACUUGUCCACAAGGAUGCGGGCGGAUUUUAUUACUGGAAGCCCUCUUUCCGUACUGACCCAUGGAAGUGCUGACAGAGUGAUGUUGAAGAAGCAUUCUUCCAGUCAAGUUCUGCCUUCAAGGAGUAGGAAGCUUUGGUGGAAGUUGUUCCUCUGGAGCCACCGGAACUUGCACAAACCUUGGACAGCUAAAAGACAGCCAUCCCUUGUCAAUUCUACUAAGAACCAGCAAGGUGGGUACUCUUCAGAUACACUCGAGCUGAAUCAAGCAAUGAAACAAAGCAAGAUGGAAUCACCCCAAUCCUUUAGUGGGGAGUCCUUGAACAAAGUCCACCAUGGCAACUGCAAUGACAACCAAAGCUGGAAAGGUUUUCACAGUGGAGUUUCUGAAUUGUGGACCCAGAACCAAUGGGUUGCUUUCCCUGGUGAAUCAACGUCCUUCACAAGAGUGGAGGAGUGGGUAAGAGGUCUUGAUACCCAAAUCUCUCUUCUAGCUAAUGAUGAUGCAAACACUGAAGAGGAUAUCAACUUCCCACCUUCCCCUGAUGGUGGUAAAUCAUUAGCAAUAGGCACAGUUCAGUGGACUCGGCAUCAAGAUAUCAAUCUGUCAGAGGAGAUAUUGCAGGCAAAUAAUGUAAUUCAGUCUCUUAAUUCUUCCUCAACUGUGGCCCACAUUUCAGGCAUAGGGUUGAAAGCUAUCCCAUCCAUCUCACUCUUCUGCAGCCUUAGAUCUGUCAACUUGUCAAAUAACCUCAUAGUCCACAUUACUCCAGGGUCACUACCAAAGGGCCUCCAUUCACUCAACCUGUCGAAGAACAAGAUCAACAUUAUUGAAGGACUCAGAGAAUUGACUCGAUUGAAAGUACUUGAUCUUAGUUACAAUCGCAUUUCUCGAAUUGGACAUGGGUUGUCAAACUCUACACUGAUCAAAGAACUCUAUCUUGCUGGGAAUAAGAUUAGUGAUGUUGAAGGACUGCACAGGCUCCUAAAGUUGACAGUCCUCGACCUGAGCUUCAACAAGAUAACUACAACAAAAGCUCUAGGGCAGCUUGUUGCAAACUACAACUCAUUGCAAGCUUUGAAUCUGUUGGGGAAUCCUAUUCAGAACAACAUCAGUGAUGACCAACUGCGCAAGGCAGUAUGUAGUCUCCUUCCAAAGCUAGUGUACCUGAACAAGCAAUCCAUCAAACCUCAAAGAGCAAGGGAAGUUCUCACCGAUAGUGUUGCCAAAGCUGCUCUUGGAAGUAGAAACGGGGGCUCUCGAAGAAAUACAGUGAGGAGAGUAAGCCAAAAUGGAUUGAUAUCCUCCUCCAAUAGGUCAAGGAGCAGUGCUGCAGCUGGGCACAAGAGCAGAGACAAAUCCAAAAGCCAAAGUCGUCGUCACUUGCCUACAAAGACACUUUUGUCUGCGCAAGCGUCUUCAUCUCAUUAGAUCUUUUCUCAUUCCUGGGGAAUCUACCUUUAAAAUACAAGUGAAAGUUUCUUUCUUCCCUCGUUCUCUAAAUCCUCCCACCUUCUUUUUCUGCCUCUCCCUCCUUUCCAUGUCUAGUGUGGUUGUGGUAUUCUAAUUCAAGUGCAGUAUGGUGUGGUGCAGUAGAAUGUCAAUUUCUGCAGCUAUUGUUUUUGGCUUGUUAUGGCAUAACGCUACUCAGUUUGUGCACUUACAUGAAUCUAUAUUUUGUCUAAUUUGUGUGGUCAAUUUUUACUUUUUAUU
This is a messenger RNA of Rubroshorea leprosula, 2879 nucleotides long. NCBI's taxonomy places the organism in Eukaryota, Viridiplantae, Streptophyta, Magnoliopsida, Malvales, Dipterocarpaceae. The record is from the annotation of a GenBank genome assembly.